CACCUUUGUCACUGUUCUUUUCGCUAGACUCUGCACCAACAAAACAUAUUUUGCAAGAAUUUUGAACAUGAACAACAUGGUUACUUCCCUCUGUCUCAGUGUAAUGGUGUCUAUUUUAAUGUUUGUACAUUACACAGAGGCACAGAGAGUGUUCAUUGUCGGAGAUGGCACUGGUUGGACAACUCCACAAGAUCCCUCCACAUACCAAACUUGGGUUUCCGACAAAACUUUUGCAGUCGGAGAUAUUCUAUCCUUCGAUUUCCAAAGAGCACAGCAUAACGUGGUUGCAGUGCCGGAAGAAUCGUAUACUUCGUGCUCUUCCGCUAAUCCUAUACGUACAUAUACCACGGGUCCGGUCAACGUUACCCUUACCACAGCCGGUCAACAUUACUACAUCUGUAGCAUCGGUCAACACUGUACACGUGGACAGAGGUUAGCCGUCAAUGUCUCCGGCUCCGGCCUGCCACCUUCCGCCGCCGUUUCACCGGGCUCCAACACCACUCCACCACCACCACCUUCGUCUCCGGCAGCUACUUUUUCCUCUGCCUCCAUUCCCUUCUUUCUCUUCUUAUCCGCGUUCAUUUUAGUGAUUUUUGGACAUAAUGCAUGAAGUGUUCGAUGUGAUUUAUGAGUGUGACCUACUAAUACAUAUUUGUUUACA
Vigna unguiculata (cowpea) is the source of this 661-nucleotide messenger RNA. Its product is annotated as umecyanin-like. NCBI's taxonomy places the organism in Eukaryota, Viridiplantae, Streptophyta, Magnoliopsida, Fabales, Fabaceae. Gene Ontology annotation, cellular component: plasma membrane. Gene Ontology annotation, molecular function: electron transfer activity. The record is from RefSeq and is a predicted model, not a curated record.